Messenger RNA from Ooceraea biroi (clonal raider ant), 1369 nucleotides. It is a transcript of the gene CCHa1, whose product is annotated as neuropeptide CCHamide 1. Lineage: Eukaryota; Metazoa; Arthropoda; Insecta; Hymenoptera; Formicidae. The record is from RefSeq and is a predicted model, not a curated record.
GUCGCAUCGCUCUCCGGCUUCGAGUUCAGUUGCCGACCCCUUCGAUCGAGAUCGACCUAUCUCUUUUGUGAAAGCAGCGAGAAAACCCCGAUUUGGUGAACACGCGCAAGACGCGUCCGCUGGUGUCCCGCUCGUUGUUUCUGCGAGGGUGAACGGAAGUGAUAUACGUACGUUGAUUUUCCGAACGGCAAACAACCACAGGUUUUGUUUCCGAUAUCUAAUCGAUCGUUUAUACAGCAAAGCAUCAGCUGAGACUAUCAGAUGGCGUUGGCUUUGAGAAAUCCCCGUACUCUGACAAUCGUCCAGACCUGCAUCAUCAUGUUAAUCUUCUGCUUCGCCGGAUGCGCGGCCGGGUCCUGUUUAAGCUAUGGGCAUUCUUGUUGGGGAGCGCACGGAAAGCGUAGCGAGGACCAAGUCGGGGCCACCAUGCGCAUUCUGGCAGCCAAGACUUCAUCAAACGGAUCCCCCCAUAACGACGUCGUACCUUCGUCCAAAACGCAAUGGAUUCUAUCUCGUUUGAUCGCUGGACAACCCGUGCUACCAUCAUCGGAUAAAUAUCGUGUCAGAUGGAGCGAUUUCACUAAAGAUAAGGAUGUAUACGCAUCCCCAAAAUGGGAAUACAACGUAGCACCGAUAAACGACGAGAGCAUCGAACCGAUGAGAAUCCCAAUUAACAACGAAAGCAAUGAGAAGAAAAUCAACGACGCGCAAGGUAUAAUGCGGACUGUAAACGAGAAACUUGGAAACGUUCCAGAAAUUGUUUUAGUUUCGUCUAAUGGAUAUGAUAAGCCAAUUAAUGGUUUUCGGAAAUUAGACGUGCUCGAGUUGUUGGUACGUCUUGUGAUCUUAUGUUCAUAUUCAUUCGAUUUAUUAAUAAUUUUCUUAAUAAAUUUUCGUGUCAAGAAUUACCUUACAGGUAUUACAAUGCGUUUGAUUUCAGAAUGAGAGGAAUGGAAAUGCGAAAUAAAUGGACAAAAGAAUACACAACAUCGCGACGAGAAAGAAUUUUCCAAAAACAAGUCUUAUCGAAGUGAUAAUAAUUCUCCAUUAAAGAAGACGUAUAUGUCUUUCGUAUUAAAUUAUGAUCUGAUUUUGUGUUCUAUCUGGAUUAAAUCUUACUUAUAGGAGACUCUGUACUCUUCUCUCUAAAGAAAUUUUCGAUAAUAGAUAUUUUAUUAACAUUUAUAUUAUUUAUAUUAUCUAAGCUAAUAGAUAAUAGCAAUUUUAUUGACUGCACUUGAUUUCAAACAAUGAGAUUGUAUGUGUAUAUCUACUACUGCAGAGUAAUUAUCUCUAUACUGAAACUAUGGAAGCUUUCUGUCCUCUUCUUACUCUGUAAAGCUUAUCGAAUAAAUUUUAAACCCUGAUU